CGUGGAUUCUGCAAGCGGAGCCCAGAAGCGCGUGGCACGUAAACAAGCUCCUCCUCCACCACCGCCACAUGAAAAAGCCGGCAUGGCUCUAAAAUCUGGCCAUCAGGAUAGCAGUGCCAUUCUUCAUGAUGAUCCUGAGAGCACCGUGUCCCAUUCUCAGGCAGCCCCUACAUUUGUGUCAGUCAUUUUGCCGGAAUCUCCCAUUGAUCAGUUUAAAGUUACUGGUGCUUCUGAAAAGGACAGACAGAGAUUAGGAGGCGGAUACGCAGAUCGACCCGCUGUACCUCCACCACACAGACCAGAACAAGGCCCUGAUAGGCCCCGGCCUCCAUCAACAUUAAACCCCCCAGUGCCUGUCCGGGGUCACCAGAGAUCCGCCUCAACUGGGGCUCUGAUCAACAAAUCAUUAGGAAGUUUAGACGGCAGUUCAGUUGCUGGAGUCCCCAAUGCAGGUAGUUUGUCUUCUUUUGAUAAUCCUGAUGGCAGUUGGGAUUUUAGAGGAAGUCAUGGGUCUGUUUCCCAAAUCUAUGCUGUAGAUUCUCUGGUUGUAGUACCCCCUGAUACAUCUUAUAAUACAGCCUAUCAUUUUAGCAUGCAUCCCAGAUCUACAUCUCCUCAGCCUCCGUCUCCAGGGCAGUCACAAUAUACAAAACUGUGA
Messenger RNA from Candidula unifasciata, 658 nucleotides. NCBI's taxonomy places the organism in Eukaryota, Metazoa, Mollusca, Gastropoda, Stylommatophora, Geomitridae. The record is from the annotation of a GenBank genome assembly.